Gossypium arboreum is the source of this 828-nucleotide messenger RNA. RefSeq names its product autophagy-related protein 8f. Gene Ontology annotation, biological process: cellular response to nitrogen starvation. Lineage: Eukaryota; Viridiplantae; Streptophyta; Magnoliopsida; Malvales; Malvaceae. The coding region runs from base 239 to 607 and encodes 122 amino acids. The transcript has 6 exons. The record is from RefSeq and is a predicted model, not a curated record.
AUUUUUUUGUAAAAUUAGAGGCUCAAACUUUUAUUUUAUCUUGUGAACCAAGCCACGAGUUUCAGGCCUUAGAAGACUUCUUUUGAUCAAGAAAAAGAAAACUUUUUCUUUUCACUUUGGGUUCAUCUUCACAAGCUUUUUAAAGUCUUUGGAAAUUCAUAAAGAAGUAAAAAGGGGGGAUUUUUUUCCUUGAAAAGCAAGUGUUUUCACUUAAUUUUUGGUUAGUAAUUUCAGGAGAAUGGCAAAGAGUUAUUUCAAGCAAGAGCAUGAUCUUGAGAAGAGGAGGGCAGAGGCUGCUAGGAUUAGGGAGAAAUACCCUGAUAGGAUCCCGGUGAUCGUGGAGAAAGCGGAGAGAAGUGAUAUACCGAACAUAGACAAGAAGAAGUACCUUGUCCCAGCUGAUUUGACUGUUGGUCAAUUCGUAUAUGUCAUCCGUAAAAGGAUCAAACUCAGUGCUGAAAAGGCAAUAUUCAUAUUUGUGGACAAUGUUCUCCCUCCAACUGGUGCCAUUAUGUCUGCCAUAUAUGAAGAGAAAAAGGAUGAAGAUGGAUUUCUUUAUGUUACAUACAGCGGGGAGAACACAUUCGGGGAUCAGAUCUCUCAGUAGCCUCCGGUAAAUCCAUUUCCGAUGUGGCUUUUAUCUUUCCUCAUUUCACCGACCCCGUGUAUUACCUCCAGCCUUACCAUUUCCAUUGCCUUUGGGCCGGUAAUUUCGUUAUUGCUAGUAUUAUUUAAAGACAUGGUGGCCAUAUGGUGUACAGCUGAAUAUAUUGUAUAUAAAUUUUAAGAUUUCCAUAUAAUGUUAAAGUUCCUUUUAUUUAUCAUCCA